UCCCCUGCCACCAUGUCAGAAUACCGGGCCGGCCGCUCAGCUGUCUGCAGUCUCUGGUCAUCCCCUGUACUGUCUUCAGUCUCUGUUCAUCUCCUGUACUAUGUCCGCAGUCUCUGUUCAUACCCUAUACUGUCCGCAGUCUCUGGUCAUCUCCUAUACUGUACGCAGUCUCUGGUCAUCCCCUGUACUGUCCGCAGUCUUUGGUCAUCCCCUGUACUGUCUGCAGUCUCUGGUCAUCUCCUGUACUGUGUCCGCAGUCUCUGGUCAUCUCCUGUACUAUGUCCGCAGUCUCUGUUCAUACCCUAUACUGUCCGCAGUCUCUGGUCAUCUCCUAUACUGUACGCAGUCUCUGGUCAUCUCCUAUACUGUACGCAGUCUCUUGGUCAUCCCCUGUACUGUCCGCAGUCUCUUGGUCAUCCCUGUACUGUGUCCACAGUCUCUGGUCAUCUCCUGUACUGUGUCCACAGUCUCUGGUCAUCUCCUGUAUUAUGUCCGCAGUCUCUGGUCAUCCCCUGUAGUGUGUCCGCAGUCUCUUGGUCAUCUCCUAUACUGUGUCCGCAGUCUCUGGUCAUCUCC
Molecule: messenger RNA, 576 nt
Organism: Staurois parvus
Lineage: Eukaryota; Metazoa; Chordata; Amphibia; Anura; Ranidae
Source: the annotation of a GenBank genome assembly